Molecule: messenger RNA, 963 nt
Organism: Aureobasidium namibiae CBS 147.97
Lineage: Eukaryota; Fungi; Ascomycota; Dothideomycetes; Dothideales; Saccotheciaceae
Product: Mob1/phocein
Exons: 3
Coding region: 1-963 (320 amino acids)
Biological process (GO): cell division; signal transduction; positive regulation of protein phosphorylation
Cellular component (GO): cytoplasm; nucleus
Molecular function (GO): protein kinase activator activity
Source: RefSeq, a predicted model, not a curated record
AUGGCUUCCUGGAUCUCAAACAUGCGUGGCUUCGGUCGUCAAAACAACAAGACAAAUCCAAACAAACCCACCACUCCCUCGCCCACCAUGCAGAGUCCAGCAAGCCUGGCUCCUUCUUCUGCACAACAAAUGCCCCUAUCGCCAGGCCUCUCCGCUACAGCCAUGUCCUUCGAAUCAAGAGAGCCCAGCGCCGAGCCCCUCUCCAACCAGAGACCACCCUUCUUCUUCCGCGAGCAAUACGCCAACCUGAUCGUCAAGGGCAACUUCAUGACCCUUGCUGCCAAACCCGUCCUCGUAGAAGAGGGUGAAUGGUUGUCACAUCAAGUUGUCGAGCAGAACCGCCUGCUAGAUGGCAUGCUCAAGAUCAUCCAAGAAGCCGAUCGUAACACCGGUGUACCCAUCUGCAACCAGCAGACCUGCCCGGCCAUGAGCGCAGGCGCCAUGACCUACACCUGGCUCGACGCCAAACGCGAGAGCGUCCGCGUCCCCGCCCCCCAAUACAUCUCCUACGUCCAGAAGUGGAUCGCCGGCAAGAUUACAGAUCCCAGCAUCUUCCCCACAGAUACCUUCAUCAGCGCCCCGCCAGCACUGUCCGCCUCAGAUCCCAACAACUGGCUGGGCAAGGCCUCAGGCUUCCCUCCCCAAUUCGCCAACGACAUCCGCAACAUCUACCGUCAGAUGCUUCGUUGUUACGCUCACAUCUACCACGCCCACUGGCUCGAGUUCUGGCACCUGGGUGCCUACAAGGAGCUCAACACCUGCUUCAUCCAUUUCGUAAACGUGGGAAGACUGUUUGGUUUGCUGGGUGACAAGGAGUUGGAACCAAUGGCUCCUCUUCUCGACAUCUGGCUCGAGAAGGGCUGGAUGGCUCCUCGCCCCACCAGCUCAGGCGGCAUGAGCACAAAGUCUGCCAACCCGUCUCAGCAGCAGCAGCAGCAGCAGCAGCAGUCCAUGGCCAACUAG